This is a messenger RNA of Cataglyphis hispanica, 860 nucleotides long. RefSeq lists its product as uncharacterized. The record is from RefSeq and is a predicted model, not a curated record. Bases 1 to 774 code for a protein of 257 amino acids. The transcript has 3 exons. Lineage: Eukaryota; Metazoa; Arthropoda; Insecta; Hymenoptera; Formicidae.
AUGUCUUACGUGCAAUUGGUUCUUGGCGAUAACUGGGGCAAUCAAAUAGUAUUACCUUAUGAAACAUGGAAAUCGCUGAUGCAGAAACGUGCGGACAUUGAACGGCUCUACAGACGUCUCAACCUCCAUUGCAGAUUUGAGAUAAACAUUAAUAUAUUUAAACGUAUUUCUAAGCGCAUUCUGUUCGUUUUCUGUUUGAAUUACAUCAGUUCUCUUUUUUUUAAUCCUUUUUAUUACAUCAAGUUCUCAAAUACUAAAGAAGAAAAAAGUACAUCCAAGUUUCUUUAUAGGUUAACCUCCAAGCUUGAACCAUGCAGAAGGAAAAUAAAACAUUACGAAUUACAGAUUUUAAAAGAAAAAAAUGGAUACAAGUACAGAGACUUUAGUACUAGUACUAAAGAGAGAAACGAACUAAGUACUUGGUGUGAGGAAAGUACAUGUUUAUUAUUAGAUAAAUAUGAACAAUAUUUACCUUUAGUUGGACCAAUGAAGCAAUUCAAAUGUAAAAAAUCAAUGUGGAUACAAAUAUCGAAUGAUAUUGCAACAGAAUUAAAUAUUGUACGAAGCAGUGUGCAAUGUGAAAAUCGUUAUAAAAUUAUUUUAAAACGUAAAAUGCAAUCUGUAAGAAACAAUCAACAAUCAGGUGCAAAACGAACAAAAGUGGAAUUCGAAGAUGAGUUAAACAAGAUAAAGGCUAUUGAUGAUAGUGUAGAACCUGAGAUAUUGCAAGGUCCAGGAAAAAUAAUUGAAAAACAUAAAAAAAGUAAUGAAUAAAGAAAAUACAAUGAAUUGACAGUGGAGAAGACAACGAAAAAAAAAUGUAUAAGUGAAACUUUAUUGCAGUUUCAAAAAGAUGAAGA